AUGGAGAGCGACCCUCGCAACGGCAGCAUCGGGAGCGACGCCGAGUCAAAGGUGGUCAACCGGUGGCCCCGAGGCUUCGGCUUGGCGUUGCUUGACAGAGGAACCCAUCAGCCAAACACUGGGACCGCCUGGACCAACUCCACACCUGGUGGACACCCCAUUUGUCAGAGGUGGCGGCCAGCUGCGACGUCGGAAACAUCGACCUGGCGGAAAACGGCGAAAGUUCUGGAGCAAAUGGUGCUCUACCAGAAGGUGCGACAGCUGAAGACUCUGAGCGACGAGGAGAUGAAAAAACAUCAGAUUGAUGUGGUCGCAUUGCCAGCAUUUGGUCCUGAAUUUUGGCAACAUGAGGAGCUACACCUUUUGGAGCGCCAGUUGGGUUACAAAACGAAGCUGUCGGAUGGCUCCCUUGAGAUCACCCGGGAGUCCAGUAGAGACGUCUUUGUGCGAGUCAGCAAAUGUUGGUGUGAUGUUUCUUUGAUUUGUCUGAAGAUGAUGGCUGCACUGCUGUCGCUGGAGGCCUCGAUUCACGUGUGCAACCUCCCCUUUCCGGAAAUGGCAAGUACACCUUCGGUCAAGGAGUUCGAAGGGGUUUGGGCGGGAAAUCGCCGCCUCGCUUCGAAGGAGAUUGAGACAUCUAAGACAGGUGACGUCCCUGGUGGCGAUGGGUCUGCUAACGCACGUCGAUUGGCGUUCAACGUGCCCUCUGCAAGCGUGCAGAAUAAAAGUCUUGAGGAAGCACGGAUGUCCUGUGCGUCACAGAUCAAUGGCAUCAUCUCCAGUGUUCUGGCAGUGAGUCAAUACGUCUCAGACUCAGUCUAUACCUGCCCCGCACCACAGAAUGUGAAAUCUGAAUAUCAAGCCAAGUGCAGCAUGAGCAUCAGUGUUUUGACCUCUGGCGUGGAGAAAUCUGCGGCAGCUUUGAGUGACAUCGCCGUGGAAUGUCGGGACCCCACCAUGGGCGACGUUCCCUACUCCAAAGCCGUGAAGCCGGGCCGCGAAGAUAUUCUGCUGGCGGCGUGUCUGAACAACAUCGGGCAAGCCCUCAGCUACAUCGGCAAGAUUGGAUAUCAGCUGAAUGAUUUGGCCACAGCCCCUGGAGUUUGUCCUGAAUAUCCCACGAGCUACGAGCGUUACGUUUGCACAGAGAACAUUGGCUCCCUUCUAGCCGACCUCGGGCAGGUGGCCACGUACCUCUCCGCCGCGGCGUCUGGCUGCGGCCACACCACGUUAGUUCCUUUCUCCUGCUCCUCACGCAUCGCGGCAACGGUCACGGGCAUGUUUGACGCGGUGCAGGGGAUUGGCGGCGCGCUGGCAUGGUGCAACCAUCCUGGGCCGAUCCAGAGAAAGGUCGCCCACAAAGUGAGUGAGAUACAGGAACAACUCCACAACAAGUUGUAUAGCCACAGUUUUCCUUUGCCAUGA
Cladocopium goreaui is the source of this 1425-nucleotide messenger RNA. NCBI's taxonomy places the organism in Eukaryota, Dinophyceae, Suessiales, Symbiodiniaceae. The record is from the annotation of a GenBank genome assembly.